This is a messenger RNA of Lotus japonicus, 2063 nucleotides long. RefSeq lists its product as hypothetical. NCBI's taxonomy places the organism in Eukaryota, Viridiplantae, Streptophyta, Magnoliopsida, Fabales, Fabaceae. The transcript is spliced from 3 exons. The record is from RefSeq and is a predicted model, not a curated record. The coding region runs from base 249 to 2006 and encodes 585 amino acids.
CCACAGACACAGCCACAGGAGGCUUCAAUAAGAUGAUAUAGAAUAGAACCAAACUUUUUACAGUGGAUCCAACCCAACCCCAAAAUAAUCCCCCAUUAUAAAUUACUAACCACUACCACCUAAUUUGCUUUGUGUUUUUCCUAGAUUUGAGGUGAAACUGUGCCACCACCAGUCACUGAUUGAGGCUGAGAAUUUCAGAGAUCUGGUUUUGUAAAGGAAGAGGCUAGCAUCAUUCAUUCAUCAACAAAAUGGGUGUGAAUGUGGGGAUUUUUUGUGCUGUGCUUUUGUUGACAACACAAUUAGCAAUGGGGUUUCCUGGAGCUGCACCAUUAUUGAAGAAAUUUCCAGGGAAUAUCUUCAAGAAAAAGAAAGCUAAAGCUAUCCUCCCCAUUGACACCACAUUCAAGCUUCCUGUUGUAGCAUCUCCUUGGCCAGCAGGUGGUGGGUUUGCAAGUGGAACCAUUGACCUGGGUGGGCUGCAAGUGUCUCAAGUCUCAACAUUCAACAAAGUUUGGGCCACCAAUGAUGGUGGACCAGACAACAAAGGUUUCACAGUUUUUGAACCCAAAGACACACCUCAAGGAUUCUCUAUGUUGGGUAGCUAUGGCCAACCCAACAACCAGCCUCUUUUUGGAUGGAUUCUUGUGGCAAAGGAUGUGUCUUCAACUUCAAGUGCCUUAAAGAAACCACUUGAUUACACACUUGUAUGGAACAGUGCAUCAGUGAAAGUUUCUCAAGAUUCUCCUGGCUAUGUUUGGCUACCAAAAGCACCUGAUGGGUACAAAGCUUUAGGCCAUGUUGUCACCACCACACCUGAUAAACCUUCCCUUGACAAAAUCAAGUGUGUCAGGCAAGACCUCACUGAACAAUGUGAGGCCUAUUCAUGGAUUUGGGGAACAGGAGGAGACAGUGAUCCAAAUAGCUUCAAUUUCUAUGCAGUUAGGCCAAGCAAUAGAGGAACUCAAGCUCUUGGUGUUGGUGUAGGAGCCUUUGUUGCACAAAAUGGUGGGACUAAUAGCUCUUUAUCCAUCACCUGUUUGAAAAACACCAAUGCUAUUUCAAAAUCUAUGCCUAAUCUAAAACAAAUUGGUGCAUUACUCCAAACUUAUUCUCCAAUUUUAUACUUGCACCCUGAUGAAGAAUUUCAACCUUCCUCUGUGGAUUGGUUUUUCUCCAAUGGAGCAUUACUGUACCAGAGAGGGAAAGAGUCAAAUCCUGUGAAGAUAGCACCAAAUGGAACCAACCUUCCUCAGGAUCCUCACACUGAUGGUGCCUAUUGGCUUGAUCUCCCUGCUGAUGCAGACAACAAAGAGAGGGUUAAAAAAGGAGAUUUGCAAAGUUUUGAAUCUUAUGUACAUGUGAAGCCAAUGCUUGGAGGAACCUUCACUGAUUUAGCCAUGUGGGUCUUCUACCCUUUCAAUGGACCAGCAAGAGCAAAAGUGGAGUUCUUUAACGUCAAAUUGGGGAGGAUUGGUGAACAUGUUGGUGAUUGGGAGCAUGUCACAUUAAGGAUCAGCAAUUUUGAUGGUCAAUUAUGGAAAGUCUAUUUCGCACAACAUAGCAAAGGUGCAUGGGUUGAUUCCUCUCAGAUUGAGUUCCAAAGUGACAACAAUGUCAAUAGGCCUGUGGUUUAUUCUUCUUUACAUGGACAUGCUUCAUACCCUCAUCCUGGUCUUAUUCUGCAAGGGAAAAAUGGAAUUGGUAUAAGGAAUGACACUGCAAAGAGUGCAAGUGUAUUGGAUAUGAGGAAAUGUGUGUUGAUUUCAACAGAGUAUUUGGGGUCUUCUGCUGUUGUGGAGCCUCCAUGGCUGAACUAUUUCAGGGAAUGGGGGCCAAAAAUUGAUUAUAAUAUUGAUGAUGAGUUGAAGAAAGUGGAGAAGUUUUUGCCUGGGAAGUUGAAAACUGCUUUUGAAAAUAUUAUAAAGAGUUUGCCAAAUGAAGUGCUGGGAGAGGAAGGACCAACAGGUCCAAAGGCUAAGAAUAAUUGGAGUGGGGAUGAAGUUUGAAUAUUGUUUAGACUUUUAGCUAGAUUGCUUCUUAUAAAGUUCAUAAUUGAUUCAGUA